AUGAUUGAUCAAGUAUCAGGCACGUCGUCAAUCCAAGCGUUAGACGGUUUUGGUCGUCCUGUGGCAUGGUGGGCUGUGCUCAAAUUACCAUCUCAUGUGCAGUCACCCUCUGGUGUAAAGACGCAUGUAAUUCCUACACCAUGCAACUGUGCCGUUCCAAAUUGUAGCAAUGUCCCUACAAGUGGAUGGACAGCACUAGACAAGAGAGCGACGGGGCUUUGCUAUCUCUACGCAGACUCGACAAAUCCAAUAUUCCGCUACUUUCGAGAGAUUGGAUAUGAAUGUUUGGGUCAAGGGGGCAACGACCCAGUGAGUCAGACGCUUAAGCAGAAAGAUCGCAACAGUAAGCCUUACUGGGCAUUAUUCAACGACCAGCUUAAUGGAAUUGCUAGCGCUUUUUACCCUGAUAAUGAUGUCAAUCUUGGUGAUGACAAAAGGAUCUGUGGAGGUGGAGAUUUGUUCAGUGCUCAUGCUAAAGGAGCUGUGGUAUUCCAGGACGAUGGCAGUGGAGGGGUCUUCUUACAGACGUCAACACCAAAUUUUCCAGACCCAACACUCAACGAUUCAUUCGUGAAACUUGGUUGUCAGACAGACAAUAAUGUGCAGUUUGCACAGCAUAUGUUGGCCUUGUCACUGGCAGAUAGGGAGUUGAAAAAGCUUGGAGAGAAGCUACAGCUUGCAAGGCUGUGCUCAGGAAACUUUUUCCAACAUGGAUCACUGCGUAAACUUCUAGCCAGUGUCAAUUUGUUUGAAGACGGGGCAAAACAAGAGAACUCAAGUGCUGCAGCAUUCUAUCGUGCGCUUCUCGACCCAAAUUUGCCGGAGCAACAAUCGUCUGAUCCGAUGAAGGCUGAGUUUCGACUCAAAUUGUCGAGUGCAACUGAAGAAAUGGAAAUGGAAAGGUCUCGAGUGUUUGAGCCACUUCUUGAGGGACAAACAUUCACAAACCGAGCUGCCAACGAAGAAGUUCUGGUACUUAUCAAGAGUCCACGUGCUAAUGUACCGCCAUGGGCACUUGUAGCCGAAUUGCUUGACUCGGACGUGAGCGUGGCUUCGUGGUGGGAUGGUAGCUACGGCAUUCCAACCAUUUGUGCUGGUGACGUCUAUGCAGACUCUCCAUACAUGUUUUGUUUAAACGAAAGUUUGACAGGCGUAGAGCUGAAUGCAGACGGAUCUGCGCCAUACAACAUCGAAAACCUUAUUCAAGCCACCUGGCACAUGAGUGAUGGCAGUGCGAAUCUGACUUGGCAACUCGUCGGAGGUCGAGUCCCAAACGGGAAUCAUGCAAAGUGGGGACUAACGACACCUCGAUUCGGACAAGUGAAUGCCUCAAAUGCUUACGUGACUUUUGGUGAUCUCAACAUGGAGGGAUUCCCGUGCUCCAAGGCUUGCAACGGCUCACAAGCAGGUCGAGGUGGAAGCUUCUUUUCACUCUUGCAGCCAGAUUUGCACACAAGCUUAACGCACACUGUAAUUUCCGGUGCCUGUCGAUGUUCUCCUCCCACAGAGUUUCGACAUCAUCCAGGCAAAUUACUGCACACAUCAGUUGUAGUCGACCCAGCACUAACAACAUUCGAAGAGCUGCGGAUGUGCCAUCGCGGAUGCGUGAAGAAGAUUAAGGAGCGUCUGGAGCCGAUGCAGUUGCCGAGAUUGAGCGUAAACGCUUCGUCCUUUUGGACAAAAUAA
Peronospora belbahrii is the source of this 1686-nucleotide messenger RNA. Lineage: Eukaryota; Oomycota; Peronosporomycetes; Peronosporales; Peronosporaceae. The record is from the annotation of a GenBank genome assembly.